AUGCUCCCUCUGCAGGGUAUGGCGGGGGAGACGGAGCAUUCGGGAAGAACAGUGACCUCGGGGAGGAGGACAUGCAGGCUCGGGGGAGUUGAGAAUCAGAUCAACAAACAGCAACUUCACCACAUCGAAAGCAUAUUCAGAGAGUCUGACACGGAUGGAGGAGGGGGGUGAGUGACCUGACCAUAUUUUUCCUCCUCCCCAUAACUAGUGGUCUACUCCAGUAUCAAUUUUAGCCCCUAGUGGAUCCCUGCCAGUUUCACCCACCGGCUGCACAUUUUUACAUAGUGUUGUCAUACAAACAGGCAUAGCAUUGAGUCAUUCUCUAUGUCAUGGUUGGAUAUGGAUCAGUUUCGUGAUGCGAUGUGGAUGAUGAGGAUCUGGACAUUAUCUUUAUGAAGGUGGACACCAACUGUGAUGGCAGUGUGGACUGGGUGAGAGAGGAAAACAAGACAAUGAAUGGGAGUGCUGUUUUAUCAUCAGUUGACCAACUCCUCUGACGAACGCCGUUACAGAAUCACCCACCACAACUGGACCAAGCGGCGUGUCAACAGGCAGCGACAGCAGAAGCAGCGAAAGGAGGAACGGACAUGGGAGGAUGAAUUGUUCGGAGAAGGACCCUGGGAUCAGCCUGGAGAAUAUCGCCACCCCAAAGAAGAACUGGAGGCGGAGAGAGCUGAGAGGCGCUGGUAUGAGGAGAAGCAACAGCGGCAGCAGGAGCAACAAUAUCGGGACUACACUACUUGGGAGGAAAUAGACAGGUGGGCGGUCGACCCAGAGAGAGUGCCGGAGCCCGCCUGGGAUUCGCUGGAGCAGUGCGAAGCAGGUUAUAGGAGAAUGGAGUUGGAGAGACAAGCACGGCGGCGUGGAAGGAAGCCCGAGAGUCACAGCAUUUCAGGACAGGCAUACAAACAGAAAGUGAGACGUCACCUUCUGUUCCUUGGCUCUGACCUCCAACCUUCAGCAGUCAAGAGCAGUUGA
This is a messenger RNA of Oncorhynchus keta (chum salmon), 978 nucleotides long. Its product is annotated as golgin subfamily A member 6-like protein 2. The transcript has 4 exons. The record is from RefSeq and is a predicted model, not a curated record. Bases 457 to 978 code for a protein of 173 amino acids. Lineage: Eukaryota; Metazoa; Chordata; Actinopteri; Salmoniformes; Salmonidae.